Molecule: messenger RNA, 3607 nt
Organism: Seriola dumerili (greater amberjack)
Lineage: Eukaryota; Metazoa; Chordata; Actinopteri; Carangiformes; Carangidae
Gene: islr2
Product: immunoglobulin superfamily containing leucine-rich repeat protein 2-like
Exons: 2
Coding region: 254-2395 (713 amino acids)
Molecular function (GO): protein binding
Source: RefSeq, a predicted model, not a curated record
ACGCGCAGUGGAUCCCACUCUCGCUGGAGAGGAAAAAAGCGCCGUCGGAUUGCAACAGCGACUCACCGGGAAAAAUGUUCCCACCACCGCCCUUCAUCCGCGCUGUCCAGGUCUGCAAAAGUCAUGUGAAAGGAUCCACAACACAUGAGGACUCGAGUUUAUUCGACCAUUAAACUUGUUUCAGAGGAUUGUGAACUCCGAAGGUGAUUUAUAAGACACAGGAAUUGAAGUUAACAUUGGACAGGUGCAGAAAAUGGCGAGAAGACUCCUGCAGCUCCUUGCCUUGUGGACUACUGUGAUUGGCAUUGUGCAGUGCUGUCCAGAGCUCUGCAGCUGCCAGGAUAAAUUUGCCCACCAGUUUGCAGACUGUGCUUACAAGGACCUGCUGGUGGUACCUGUGGGCCUCCCAUCCAAUGUUACCACCGUCAGCCUUUCUGCCAACAAGAUCAAUUUACUGAAAAGUAAAAGCUUCAUCAAUAUCACUCAGGUCACCUCUCUUUGGCUGGCCCACAAUGAGAUCAUUACCAUAGAGACGGACACCUUGGCCCCCCUGAUCCAGCUCCGCAACCUGGACAUAAGUUACAACAAGAUUGUGAACUUUCCAUGGGAGGAUCUGCACAACCUCACCGCCCUGCAGCUUCUGAAAAUGAACAACAAUGAGAUGGUGAACCUUCCAAAGGAUGCCUUUUCCACACUCAAAGACUUGAGGUCGCUGCGCAUUAACAAUAACAAGUUCAGCACCAUUGUGGAGGGCACCUUCAGCGCUCUCUCCUCCAUGUCCCACCUUCAGAUUUUUAACAACCCCUUCACAUGCUCCUGCAGCCUGGAGUGGCUGAGGGAGUGGAUCACAACAACUAAGAUUUCUGUCCCUGAGCCAAAUUCAAUUGUAUGUGAGGCCCCUGAACACCUGAAAGGCACACUGGUUACAAAGAUACCUAAACUGGACUGUAGGGCCCCUACUGUCACUAUAACCUACCAGCCCAACAUUGAGAACACAGAGCUCUAUGAGGGUUUUAUGGUCAUCUUAAAUUGUGAGACAAAAGGGAGCCCCAAACCACAGGUCAGCUGGGAGGUAAUUGCAGGAAAUCAAAACGAUCUGUUCCCUCUGCCAUCCACUGCAGAGAUUAAUGAUGCGCCAAUUAAUGAUAAAACAACCAACAAUCGAUUUCUCGUCUUUAGAAACGGCACUCUCAUCAUCCCUCGUAUGAGUAAAAGGGAAGAUGGAAAUUACAGCUGCUCUGCAGUGAAUGAUUUGGGCAAAGCAGAGAGCAGUGUUAGAGUGGCUAUGGCAGGCACCCAAAAACAUGCCAGUAACUCAGUGCUCGAUUCUACCGAUGGCAAAAUCCAUCCGUCUGCUAAAAAGCCCACAGAGACCAAGCCCUCUAAAAACAAUGUGAUCGACUGGGCCAAGCCUGAAGAAAAGACAAAGGGCAGUCCUGAAGCUUCAGACAAAACUAACCGCAAGGAUCCAACUGGCAGUUUUAUAAAGAACCCCACCUUUGCAACCAAAUGCGGUGUGAGAGAAAGCAGCGAAUACAUCUCCAACCAUGCCUUCAACAUGAGCUUGGAGGACCUGAAGCAGUACACCUUUGAUUUUGGUGUUAUUGCAUUAGAGGUGUCGGAGACGGAGGCCAAAGUUCAGCUGAAUCCGCUGCAGCUUCCCAGCAGCAAAUCUAACCUUCAUCUCAGUCAAACUGAAAACCAGGAAACAGUGAAUAAAGAGCCCGUGGGGUUGUACCAGUCUUCAUCCGGUAAAGCCACCCUGGACAUGGUCUACCUCUGUGUAAAUACAGGAAAUGGACACUCUGUGGUUGAGUGGUCCAAUAUAGAAGAAGGGGUUAAUGCCUACCACUUCCGUGGUUUACAGCCUGGCACCAAUUACACACUUUGUCUCACCUAUGGGGGGCAGGACUGCCAAGUCCAAGUGGUCUUCACAACUAGGAAGAAGAUCCCCUCCCUGCUUAUCAUCGUUGUUGUCAGCAUCUUCCUGCUGGCUCUGGCCACUGUUCCCUUAUUGGGGGCCACCUGCUGCCAUUUGUUAUACAAGUACCAAGGGAAGACCUACAAACUGAUCAUGAAGGCUCACAAUCCGGAUCAGAUGGAGAAACAAAUGGCUGGAGACUUUGAUCCCAGGGCGUCUUUUGUGGAGUCAGAGAAAACCUUCAACCCCAGCGAGUUGGGCGAAGGGGAGGGAGAGGCCGAGGGAGAGGAGGGAGACGGAGAGGGGGAGGCAGAGGGGAGCGUGGUGACCGAGUCCAUCCCCGGUUCCUCUUCCAAAACCAACCAGGAGGAGUUCGAGAUGGGCUCGGAGUACAGUGACAGAUUACCGCUGGGAGCAGAGGCAGUCAACAUCUCGGAGGAGAUCAACGGCAACUACAAGCAGCCAAGCCGCUGAGCUCCGCUGAUGUCUGCGAGUAUCAUGUAAAAUAUUUUACUUUUAAGUAGCCUACAUUCAAGCAGGUAACUCACCCACCAUUACUACACGUGAAAAACGACGGCGCCUGUUUAAAAAAAAAAGGUGGAUCUUUUAAUUUUUUUUUUUUUUUUUUUACCUCAGAAAUUACUCCGCCAGUCACUGAGAUUGUGAAUUGAUUCAUGUGACAUUUGUCGUUACUGUAAGGUUAAAAUAGGUAACAUACGUUUACAAUGCAAGCACAGACUUCUAGUUUAUCAGACCUCAAGACUGACAUGAAAACAACGAAGUGUUCCCUUUCUGCAGGACAGACACGGACGGCGAGGCGAGCGGAGUUCAUGCGUAAUUAAAAGCAAAAAAAGAAAAAAAUUUAAUCGCCGGUUUGGAGAGCACAAAAAAAGCAAAGCAAAAAAUAAGAAUAAAAGUGCCAUAUAUUGCAAAGCCAUUUUAAACAAACUGGCAUCAGGGAAAAUUUGCUCUUUCUAAGCUGUGUGCGUCUGUGGAUGAGCCUUCUCUAAAAGAAACCUCACACGGGCCAAUUAUCUUCUCAGGUGUCGGCACUCCGACUCCACUGACUCGUCCACGGAGCAGAAGCCAACAAAUCUGGAUGAUGAGAUUUGAUGAAAUGAUACUAUUAGAUGCAGAUAGAAUAUUUGAUUUCGGCGUCACUGCGCCUGACAUCGCACACAGCAGCGUCCUGCCCGCUGUCCUGUGAGUCCCAAAAGGGAAAUUUCACCGUCAGCUGUGUUGUGCUUAACGGGACAUCCCAGGUUCUUUACCAACAUGUUGUUUCACGUAACGUAUAAGGCUUUAAAAAAUGUGCGAUUUUAACCUCUUUAAUCCACGGGUGCUUGCUAUACUACUCUCGCUUUUUACAAUGAACGUGUCCAUGGCAUGUCACACGUAUUUCCUUGUGUGGUUUUUAUUAGUGUAGUCUAGAGGACUUUAGAUGUUAUACUGUCAACCUGUGAUGUAAAGCCAUGUGAAUUGAAAUUAUUCUUUUUUACGACGGUAAGUUUAACUGAAGCCUCAUCAGAGAGGGCGCGUGUGAGCGUCUCACGGCUUCACUGUCUUGUAAUUUGAUGCAUAGUGAGUUUUUGUGAACUAUGUUGUAAAACAAGAAACCCCGUGACCUUUGGAGAUUUUUUGAUAUAAUUUUAUGUAAGUGGAAUUAAUAAAACAUAUGAAACUAUA